UGCGCAGUGGAUCUCGGCGGGUAGAGGGGUUUCAGCGCUCUUUUGUUUGGCGGAGGUGGAUCGAACGCGGGAGGCGCUUUUCUCAGCCGUUGCUCUCCUACUUCAAAAGCGGGCCUGCGUCUUCGACCGCUGCAGUCGAGGCUCCUCUGCUUCUCCGUGCUUGUUUUUAUCUUUACAUUUCCACUCGAGGGUUCUUGGCGGGGCUAACCAAGGUAUGCAGAUCCAAAGAGUUAAACAGACACUGUCAGUGAUGCUGAUAAGAGCAGUAUCUGCAACCCUGCUCAAUUGUUUCAGGAGCCCUUCAUUGAACACUCAAACAUUUUGCUGCUCCUGAUACAGGCAUUUUGAAGCAGGAGGUUAAACAGAGGAAAAUAUAAUUGAAUCCUCUCUGAGCUUUUCUUCCUCAAUCAAGAAUCUGGAGGAGGCAGAUGAGGAAAUGGAAGCUAACCUCCUUUAAACUGCAAAGCUGGCGAACACAAUGGGAAAAAAGCAAAACAAGAAGAAAGUGGAGGAGGUUUUGGAAGAGGAAGAGGAGGAAUACGUGGUGGAGAAAGUCCUUGACAGGCGGGUAGUGAAAGGCAAAGUGGAAUACCUGCUCAAGUGGAAAGGCUUUUCAGAUGAAGAUAAUACAUGGGAGCCAGAGGAGAAUCUCGAUUGCCCUGACCUAAUUGCAGAAUUCCUGCAAUCCCAGAAAACAGCACAUGAAACUGACAAGUCAGAGGGAAGCAAGCGCAAGGCUGAGUCAGAUUCUGAGGAUAGGGGGGAAGAAAGCAGGCCAAAGAAAAAAAGAGAAGAGGCUGAAAAGCCUCGAGGGUUUGCAAGAGGGUUUGAGCCAGAACGGAUAAUUGGUGCCACAGAUUCCAGUGGGGAACUCAUGUUUCUAAUGAAAUGGAAAAACUCAGAUGAAGCUGAUCUGGUUCCUGCCAAGGAAGCUAACAUCAAGUGUCCACAAGUGGUCAUCUCAUUUUAUGAGGAAAGGCUCACAUGGCACUCUUAUCCCUCAGAGGACGAUGAUAAGAAGGAUGACAAGAAUUAAUCUGCUUGUCCUUCUGUCCUCAUCCCUCCUUUGGCUGACUUUUGUAUUAAAAUACCAGACUGUGGGUUUGAACUUAAGGGAGAAGUGAAGAAGUUCUUGGCUGAGGAGGAUGCCCUCUGUAGAAACAGGACAAGAUUUCUCCCUAUGACAGUGUGUUUAUGUUUAUAUAUAUAUGUAUAUGUAUAAAACAUAUAUAUUCAUAUAACAUAUAUAUUCAUAAUCUGUCACUUUGAUUGAAAGAAUGAAGGCCACCAUCAGAAACAGCAAGUGGAGGUGGCAGUUCUCUAAAGAUCACCUGAAAUUUGCAGCCUUUUUCUCAAAUAGUGUUAACUGCAUUUUUAGCAUGUGUGUGUAGGUUUCAUUCCUUUUUUGGGUAUUAUUUGUGUAUUGUUGGGUUGGGAAGUGUAGGUAUGUUCCAACUGACUUGAGACAAAGAGUGGUUCACAGUAUUCUAUAGCCAGAAUCAAUUUUUUUUAAAAAAAGCCUGCAUCUUACUGCAAUUAAAAUAAGUUACUCUUAAUUGAGUAAGAUUACUCAAGUUUUAAAUGCUGGAGCAAAUGUGUUUUAAAUUUUAAAAUUAACAGUUGAGACUGCUAAUAUAAGAAUUAUCAUUGCAUCUAAAAUUAGAGAAGAUGAAAAUUUAGACCCUGCAGUUGAACUGGCAACACCUUGUUCUAAAUAAGGUUUCUUUUAUGCAUCUUUUUAAUUUCUUUUCUCACAGAAGUUUUAUUUUUUAACUUUCCUAUAUGUAUGUGAACUUGAGAAUCUAAAUGAAUGGCGUCGAGAAGAAAGCAGAAGAAAAAACGUUCUACAGCACAAAUAAGUUGCAGAAUAUUCUGUAAACACUUUCUGUCAGACUUGGGCAUUAAUUAUUACUUUCUUUGUCUUGGCCUGCCAGCAAUUUCAAUUUAAUAAGACUUCUGUUUUUACAAAGGACAUAAUUUUACCAAUGACUUUGCUCAAAUCCUAGUAAGCCACCAACUCCUUCACAGAGCAGUAUGUACGUAGAAUUGUAUUGUACAAAUCUUUUUUAAGAUACAGCAUGUGUAGGCUUCUGUGAAAAUGUUGUCUAAAACUUAAGUGUUUGGAUUUAACUUCAUAAUGACCUGUCUUUUGUCUUAAUAAAAUUUUAGAUUUAUAAUCCUGA
This is a messenger RNA of Ahaetulla prasina, 2183 nucleotides long. It is a transcript of the gene CBX1, whose product is annotated as chromobox 1. Gene Ontology annotation, molecular function: chromatin binding. Gene Ontology annotation, biological process: chromatin organization; negative regulation of transcription by RNA polymerase II. The record is from RefSeq and is a predicted model, not a curated record. The coding region runs from base 479 to 1036 and encodes 185 amino acids. Gene Ontology annotation, cellular component: nucleus; pericentric heterochromatin. Lineage: Eukaryota; Metazoa; Chordata; Lepidosauria; Squamata; Colubridae. The transcript is spliced from 7 exons.